This is a messenger RNA of Oreochromis niloticus (Nile tilapia), 939 nucleotides long. Its product is annotated as NLR family CARD domain-containing protein 3-like. The record is from RefSeq and is a predicted model, not a curated record. NCBI's taxonomy places the organism in Eukaryota, Metazoa, Chordata, Actinopteri, Cichliformes, Cichlidae. The coding region runs from base 129 to 938 and encodes 269 amino acids. The transcript is spliced from 2 exons.
AUGUGACAGAGGCCUCGGUGUACUCAGGAGUUUGUGCAGAGAUCUUCAAAAGAGAGUGUGUGAUCUUCCAGAAACCAGUCUACUGCUUUGUUCAUCUGAGCAUUCAGGAGUUUCUGGCUGCAGUCUACAUGUUCCAGUGUUACACCAACUGGGAGACAGAGGUGCUGAAGAACUUCCUGGGGAUAGACUGGAAUGAGGAUGAGGAGUAUGAUAAUGAUGAUGGUGAUGAUGACAGUCACAGUGAUAAUUAUCAUGAUGAGAAAGUUUUGCUGGAUGAUUACAUGAUGCAUGAAUCCUCUGUGGAUGAGUUUCUAAGGAGAGUCAUGAGAAAAUCCCUCCAGAGUAAAAAUGGCCACCUGGACCUGUUUGUUCGCUUCCUUCAUGGCCUCUGUCUGGAGUCCAACCAGAGACUCUUAGGAGGUCUGCUGGGUCAGACACAUAUCAGUUCAGAAACCAUCCAGAGAGUCAUCAACAACCUGAAGGAGAUGAACAGUUAUGAAAUCUCUCCUGACAGAAGCAUCAACAUCUUCCACUGUCUGAUGGAGAUGAACCACCUCUCAUUAUUUCAGGAGAUCCAAAGGUUCCUGAAGUCAGAGAACAGAUCAGAGAAGAAACUCUCUGAGAUCCAGUGCUCAGCUCUGGCCUUCAUGCUGCAGAUGUCAGAGGAGGUUCUGGAUGAGUUGGACCUGCAGAAGUACAACACAUCAGAGCGGGGACGACAGAGACUGAUUCCAGCUGUGAGGAACUGCAGAAAGGCUCGACUGACUCAGUGUCGACUCUCAGAGACUCACUGUGAAGUUGUGGCCUCAGCCCUGAAGUCCAACCCCUCCCAUCUGACAGAGCUGGACAUGAGUGGGAACAAGCUGCAGGAUUCAGCAGUGAAGCUUCUGUGUGCUGGACUGGAGAGUCCAAACUGUCGAUUGGAGACUCUGAGGUGAG